Molecule: messenger RNA, 38261 nt
Organism: Porites evermanni
Lineage: Eukaryota; Metazoa; Cnidaria; Anthozoa; Scleractinia; Poritidae
Source: the annotation of a GenBank genome assembly
AUGGGAAAUGGGCCUUGUUUCUUGACAAGAGCUUGCCUGGUGAUAGCGGCGAUCUUGAGUGUGUUUUGGACGGAAUCAAGUGGUAGACCGCAAAUUAACCCGAGCUGGAACAACACUAGAGAUUGGAAGAGAGAACUGGCCGACAAAGAGGGCUACUUUACGAAUACAUGGGCAGUAGAAAUUGACCCAGCCGAAGAACACGUGGUCGCGAAAAUUGCCAAAAGACAUGGUUUUUCCAUCAUAGGCCAGGUUAGCGGUAAAAAGAAAAAUUACAGCGUUUUCAAAAAUAGAGUUUGUUGAGUUAUUAGUGGUAACAAUUACUAUGUGGAUUUAUGUGGUUGAAGGCAGUCAAUGUCAUAAAUUAUCCAAACAACCCAUGGUGGUCACCAUGCUUGACUUAAAAUCUCAAUUCUUGUGCAUGUGUUUGCUUUUGAAUUACCCUUACCAUGAAAAAAGGCUCUCUCAAGAACAAAUUUAGAUCUCUUCAAGAGCUGUAUGUUUGUAGAGCUUUUAGACUUCAUUGACAUGAAAAGAAAAAAGAAGAAAAAUGGGAUAGUUUAUGUCUGCAGUUAUUUGUUUCACCAAUUUAAGCUUAACUCUUUGUUUACUGCACAUUGAAACACUAAAUCACCACUCUGAAACAGAAUGUUGUAAAUUAUCUGAAAUGAAACAUUAAAUACAUGUGACUCCAAAAAGAAUACAAUGAGAAUAACAACUCAAGUUCCUUUCUCUGCAUAAACAUGAAAUUUUGAAACAGGUAAAUUUCAACUGCCCGUGGAAUCUCUGAAGUGUCAAUUUUCAUGUAAAAGAUUUUAAGCAGUACGUUCCUGUGGUUCUGUUAAUUUUGCUGCAUUGGACAGUUCUAAUGUUGAUUGUGUGGGUAACAUAUUUUAAGGCUCAGUGUUUAAAUGAAAGGUACUGUAUAGUAGCUUAUUGUACUGUAUAGUAGUAUAGUAGUUUAUAGUAUAGUAGUUUCCAGUUACUUAGUUUCUUUAGUUUGUUUGUGUGGCCAUUCAAAGAAAAGCUGCGUGGAUAAAGCAAUGUACAGUUAUUCUCCUUUGGUAUCGUUAGUUUCUUUUGGAGUCUUUAUAUCAUUACACUCAAACUCAUUGUAUAUGUAUGUGUUAUUUUCUGAGUUAUUCCCAGGCAAGGCUGAGUGGAAAUUCUUUGGCCCCCCAUAGUGUUCUCCUUAUCAGGAGGUAACUGGUAGUAUUUACCACCUGAAGUUCUAAAAAAUACCCAAGUUGUGAUCCGAUCAGCCGAUUCUCACAAGGAAAUGAUUGAAUAUAUAGAAAAGUACUAAAGUAUACACAGCUUUCCUUUUUCUGGGCCAAGCAUAUAAACAUUUAAAAAAGAGAACAUUGAAGACAGAGUAAAAUUAUUGGAAUUAAACGUUUUAAAUUGUUGUCUAAAGAUGACAACGGCUGAUAUGCGUAAAAUAGAUCUAAAAAUGGGUCAAUGACUUUUCUGAGAACGUAGCUCCUAAAUUUCACAGCAAGAGUGGGGCCUUGUCCCUCACUCCACUAACCCCUCCCCCCAGGAAAGUAAGUAUGUUUUUGGCACAUAUUUUUUGCCUUACCAGCCACGAAUGGUCCCUUACCUGCUGAGCUAAAUUUUAGGGAGAACACUGCCCCCCCAUUUUUAUUCUCAUGCAAAUGAUACUAAUUUCCACAUAGAAGGUUUUAAAAUGCAUCAUGAGUUCAUUUUGAAAGUAAGUGUUUUGGGAGGUUAGAAAUGCCCCAUUGAUUGACUGAUUACUUAAUUAAAUUUUGUAUUUUGUAUUUUUUUCAGAUUGGAGAUCUACCUGGCCAUUAUCAUCUCAGACAUGAUGAUGUAGAUGAACUUAACAAAGAGCACAAUAGAGAUAAAACUGAUAGGCUACUACUGGAAAAGGAGGUUGGUUUGUUACACUGUGGACUUCACUGUAUUAUUUUGCAUUUUCACUUCAGAUAGUGGCAAAUGAAAAAAAAAAAGUCUAAAUUUCUCUUUGUAGUCCUGAGAAAUGAGUAACACCAUGUAAAAGUUCUGCUGAAGCAGUUUCGAUUGAAUGGUAACACUAUCAGAUUUUGCCCAUAAAUUUAGGAGUAUGAGUGAUGUAUUCCCCUCACACAUUACUUACUGACUUACUGACAUUGACAGAUUAUAUUUAUCCUGUCAGGUAAAAUGGGCAGAACAACAAAAAAUUCUUCACAGAGUCAAACGUGAUGGAAUACCAACUGAUCCAAAGUUUCGAGAAAUGUGGUAUUUGGUAAGCAAUCUCAUUGGAAAGAUAAUUAUUCUAUAUGUAAAUAAUUCAAGAGAGAGCUAGCAGAAAGGCAGCUAGCCUCCCAGGACAUUUUGCUACAACCAGUUGCAAAAAUGUUGAGACACUCCCGUGAAAAAACAGCCUUUCUUGCUGCAAAUCGCUCCUGGUCACAGAUUUGUGAGAUAUAAUACUGACCUCCCUACUCCCUCCCAUUCAAAGUUGUUCCUCUAAGUUUUAGUAUGGUCUUCUAUUUCUAGCAACUUUGAUAAGGGGUGGAGGGGGGAUCACAAGCACAAGAUCAUGGACAGGCCAUUUAUGCCAAAAUACGGUACAGUGUCUUAAGUACUUUUGCAACUGGUUGUAGCCCCAGGUGAUAAAUUUGUCGUGCCUUGGGUUAGCAGUUGUUGAAUCAAUCUAGGUUGCAUUCAAUUCCCAGAUUCCCCAUUGAACGCACCCCUAGUAGUAGUAAGUAGUAUUGGAGCUAUAUUGGAGCUGUAUGUUUCUUACAAAAGUGAAUGCAAAUGCAUAAGACAUUGCACACAUAAGCCUUUUUGACUGUGCUUGUUUUAUCGUAGUACCUUUGUUUUGGCUUCCUUCUUGUUCUGAUGUUAUGUGGACCUCAACAUAUCAAUCGUAAAAAUUAAAAUUGGUCAAAAUCAAGCCAUCGUUACCAAACCUGCUUGAUUGAUAAUGUGUGGCAUCCUUUUGUUUUACAGCUUAAUGAAGGCCAAACUGGAGGCCCAGUUGGAGUUGAUAUUAAUGUUUUGCCAGUUUGGAGGAAGGGUAUCUCUGGCAAAGGAGUUGUGGUCUCUAUACUAGAUGAUGGUAGGCAACCAUUACAUGUUUAUCAUGCCAAUAAUUCUUCUCCCCAGUAAUGUUCACAGAUACAAUCCAGAUGUCAAAAUAACUAGUGUAGACACAAAUGUCAUCAUAGUCUUUCCUCAAGUUUUCCCAACACUCCAUGUACAGCAUAGCUGCUUCAAAAAGAAAAAGUAUUUCCUUCUGUACCUGCCUUAACAAAAUGUUGUACUACUGUUCAAGUCACCUGUUUUAAGAGACGACACUUGCACACAAUGCUAAUAUUGGCUGGGGGGGGGGGGGGGGGGGGCGAUGGGUUUUUUUUUCAAAAAUUUUUUUAUCCUAGUUUUGGGGGUGUCUCCCAAAAUUUGUUAUAAUUGUUUGGGUCCUGAUUUGCCUACACUCCCCAGUAACGCUAUGCACUUAUAAAAAAAAAAAAUGUUUUUUUUGUGUACCUUGCUAAAAAAAAUUUUUUACUCUUUUUAAAACCCCUUUUUUAAAGAGGAGACACUUGCACAAAAUGUUAGUUUGGGGGGGGGGGGGGGGGGGGGGGGUCCAGAUGGUUUGUUUUCUAAAAUAUAUGUAUACCCAGUUUAUGGAGGUCUCUCAACAAUUUUGUCACUAUUUGCGGAGUCAAGGAUUGGUCUGAUCAUUUAGCCAUUGAAGUAGCCACUCAGUGAUAGAUUUCUGCAUCAUAAAAGAAGUCCAAAGCUUUUAUGGAAAUCAAAUUAAGGUCUUUAACCCAUUCGCCCCUGAGCUGCCCGUAACCGCUCAUGCAGGUCUGCGUCCUUUCUACUGCUUGUGACGUCAUCAGUUUUAACCGUCAAGGACAACUUUGUCCGCUGACUUGUGCAGAGUGAAGAGAUCUUUCAAACCAUACCAGAAUGAGCACAAUUCAGUCAUCGACACUGGAGAAAAAGGCAAAACCCAUGUAACAUUGACCUGAAAAUCUCCGCGAAAAUCUUGUUCCAUUGCCCACCUACCUUGCCUUUCACCUAAUCCUAAGGUCUUAAAAGCUUUCCUAAAAACCCUUCCCACCAAAAUCAAGCCUACUAAAUGCCCUGCAAGAGAAAAAAAUGAGGUAAGAAAAGCGUAAAAAGAGGGGAGGAGAGAAAGUGAAAAGUAAAAGUCAAGAAUGCUGUGUCACUUUUAAACCCAAAAACUAUCUCGAAAUUUUGCUUUCUGCACAUGCCUGAACUUCGCAAGCUAAUAUUUUGCAUCUGGAUCAGAAGGCCAUGAAGUGUACGACCUGUAAACAGGUUUGUGGUAAGUUUUAGCUCUUUAUAGCACGACAGUGACCAGAAAACCACUCGACUAGCUUUGAAAUGCCUUUUUCGGCAAAAUCUCCAGGAGCAAAUGGGUUAAACUCCAUUUAUUACCCUUCUUCAAAGUAGACAAGGGGAACUUCCAAAAAAUGAAAAUAACCUUCAAACAUAUUUGAAUUUUCCGUUUAAGGUGUGGAUCACACCCAUCCAGAUUUAGAGGGAAAUUAUGUAAGUAUUAUUAUUUUUUGACAAUUUUAUUAUUAAUUUCAGUAUACAUUGUAACAGACCUUUCUAUGAUUUUUUCAACUUUUAACAAAGGCUAGUUAGCAAAAUCAAUUGACAGCCUUGAAUAGAGCAUCUUGUAUUGAUGAACUUGUCAUUUUUGAAAGUGAUAUGUCAGAAAUGAGCAAAGAUAUAGCUUCACUGAGUAGUGAAAGACUACUGUUGUUUGUGUAGUAGUGGUGGUUGGGGGGAGCAAAUUUGCCUCCCACCAUUCAAAACAUAAAAUCCUAUUGUAGGACUUUGUCAGACCAUACCUUUGUUACAUUUUUCAACAUAUCACUCUUAGACUUGACAUGCAUUAAUUUUUUUUAACAGUAUGGAUGCAUGACCUCUUACUAUCAUGGUCUUAGCACACACUCCAUCUGAAGCUAGAUGUAUUAUUAACUACGUAAUUUUUGAAGAGUAAAGAGUUUGGCUUUUCACUUUGAUUAGCUUUCCAAAGGACGUACCAGGAAGUAGCUGUGGAUACCGUAAAAUUGCGAAAAUAAGCCUCGGGGCUUAUAUUUUUCAAAGGCCCUUUUUGAGGGGCUUAUUUUUGGAGGGGCUUACAUUCGGAGGGGCUUAUAUACGGAGGGGAAUUUGCAUCUCAAAAUCAAUUGGGCUAGCUUAUAGUUGAAAGGAAUUUUAUGUCAGUAAUUUGCAGAUAGUUUUUACUGAAACUUGCCUUGAGGACGUAGACCUUUCUAAAACGUAGCCAUGCAAGUACUUUGUCUAUAUGGACCCAGGAAAUCAAGGCCAAGAGUGAAGAGGAACCACGCAAACAGCAAUUAACUGUGAGACUUUCUGACUACAAACGCCUGGCAGACACAUAAUAGUUCUUUGGCAAAUACAAAAAUUUAUAUGUUACUGUACUGUUUUUGCUUUGUUUUAUUUUGUAUUUGAGGGCACUUUCCAAUUUCAAGCCCUGGGGGCUUAUGUUCGGAGGGGCAAUUUAAUGGAGGGUUUUUUGUGUUACGAGUUUGAGGAGCUUAUACAUGGAGGGGCUUAUUUUCAGAAUUUUACGGUAUUCUAUGGAAGCCUCUCUUUGUUGCCAUCCCCUCUUUUCAUACCUGACUCAUUAUUUACGUUUUUAUUAUUUAUUGCAGGAUCCAAAAGCUAGUCAUGAUUUUAAUGAUAAUGAUGAUGAUCCCAGUCCUCGUGAUGUGGAUCCUGAUAACUGGUAAUAUUUCAGUACAGUUGUAAAUUAUAUAGAGGGAGACACUGGGGCUUACCCAAUACCGCAAUACCGUAAGAAUAAUUGGCAAGGACCAAAAUACCAUGUCUUAAAUCAGCGACUGCAUAUGAUUGAUCAUGCUUGUAUUAAACUUGUGUCUAUCUAGUGUGUUUAUUUAUCUCAAGCAUAUUUGCACCAGAAAUCAACCUCAGCCAUUGCUAGAAAAGGAAACUCAAAUUGAUCGGUACAAUGGUAAAAAAGCCAGGUUGUUGGAUGCAACAACAAUUUCAUGGUAGAUUAGCAGUCAGAAAUUGUGUUAUCAUUUAUUAUUAUGUAAAGACGUAAAGAUAUUAACCUUUUUUAAACUCUAUAGCUUUAUAUAAUUCUGUGUUUUGUGUUGCACAUUGUAUUGAUUUGAGUUAGACAGGAGAGGCAGGUGAACGCUACCACAAUACCGUGAAGGAGUUUCCUUUACCUAAUACAUUAGCUCAAAAUAUUAAAAAACACAUACUGCAGUGCUAAAUGAUACUGCAAUACCGCACAUUGGAAUUCAAAUUACCAAAAUAGCCAAUUAAAAAAAGGUCAAUACCAUAAACCCAUAUGUCCCUGUCCGUAUACAGUUAAUAAUUAACCAGUAAGUUAAUUUGAGCUGCUACUUGAUUGGUACAACCGAAUGACAAUGCUGCUUGUAAGUAAAUGUUUUCAAUGGUGGCAAAGUACAACAGUUUAUGUAUUUAAACCUGCUAGUUUUACUAGUGUUGUAAUUAUUAGCGAAUCUCAGGAAUCAUAUUUUUACUGUGAAUUUUUUCUUGGUCUGCAGCCAUGGCACACGCUGUGCAGGAGAAGUUGCUGCUAUAGCAAAUAACACCAUCUGUGGUGCAGGAGUAGCUUAUUCAGCUCAUGUUGGAGGUAAACAGUAGUAUAUGUAAUAUAGAUUUAGCCAAGGCUAAAAUGGAUGCUCUCAUAGGAUCAAUUAAGAGAUUUCGUUCUGAAAUAAUUCAACUUUCUUUUAAAAGUGGAUCUGAGCCUGCAAUCAUCUGAAAACCAUUAACCUGUCAGCAGAGAACUUAAAAAACAGUUCACCUCAAUGAGUUGGCAAAUACAAAUUAAGAUCAACCUGAGGAAGGUUUUGUGAGCCCACGAGACUGAGCACCCCACCCCGCUGGACACGUGUUACUUUGUCACAUUGCCCAAUGAGUUGUAUAACUGAGGCCGCGAUACAGUCAGUGGAUACCCUAUUUUGACAGCUGUUAAUUUGCUAUAAUAUGGAUGUCCACAGAUUGUACUGUACAAAUUGUGACAUUUCACAUACGAACGGACAUACCUACGGAAGGGGUGAUUCUGUCAGAGUCAAAAUUUCUCGAAUGCAUAAAAAUUAAUAUUAAGACAGAAUCCGUCAGGAAAUUGAGUACUUUUAAUUUUUAGUGGACAAAAACCUUGUACCAGAAUUUUUUAAAGCGUAUCGCAUUCUUUUUUACAUUUUUCAAGAGCUAAAGAUGUAAUUAGUUAUCUGUAAUAACACCAAAUAAAUUUCUUAUGUGUGUCGAGAAAAUAAAUGUCAAAUUUCACAAAAUGACAUCUUACACAUUUUCAGUUGAAGCCCGCAAAAAAUUGGCUUGUCGUUACGAAGAGAGGGUUUCUCCUAAGUCCAAAAAUGUCAUCCUGCUUGAACCUCUGAACGAAUUAGCAAGUACUUGCUUAAUCUUUUUUUCUCGGAGACCAAAUUGUGGUGAAAUUAUUUAUCACUUAUUCAACUGUCUGUCUUGGUUCCAAGCUGUUCCACGGCUACAUCCUGUAGGAUAGUCAAGUCCUUCAAGGUUGAUCUCCACUGACACGCUAACGCACGUAAAUUUUAAUUACGUAUAUAAAAUAGAGGCAAGAUAUAAAGUGUUGAGAUUAAACGUGAAGUUGAGCGAGGUUCUACUUUUACGCUUACGUGCGACCUUUCAUACAUUUCCUCUAUCUUAUUUGCGAAAGUAAAUUUUAGGCACGUACACACGCAAAAAUUGCGCAACACUGGAAAUCAGCCCUCAGGGGAUAGGAAAGGUAGGCCUUUCCUGAUUGAGCUGGUAACAUUCUUUACAACUCUUCACAGUCCUUUAGAAAUGUCUAAAACGUGCAUUAAACUUUAAAGUAGUGCAUAAAAAUUGUUUCAAAAAGAUAAAGUAAAAUGUUUCACCGCUGGGGAAUGUUUCACCACAGAGCAAUCUUACGAUCUUUCGCUUUACGUUCAGUCAAAGAGCUCAAUUAGAAACCCCACGCUUUCCCACCGAAAAGCCCAUGAGCCUUUCCAUGUCAGCAGUGUUUAUACAAAACACGAACUAGCAAAGGCGGGAAAACCCGACCGCGCGCAGUUUUUGCGACGUUAUGCCAUAGUUAACCCCUCUAAUGACUAUGGUUUCCCUGAAAAAAUGUUUGCUCAAAACUUCUUCAAAAUGUAAAAUAUUCCUCAAAUGUCGCCUGCCCUACGAUUCAUUGUAGAGGCUCUCUGGUGUGACAGGGCCUGGUAUUAAAAAGAGUUCGAUUGUGCUCGAAAUCCAAGGUCCAAAAAGUAGUCAAAAGUUUUUUUUAACACAAUUGUUGUAGGUGUUCGUAUGUUGGACGGUAAAGCCACAGACGCACUAGAGGCCAGUUCACUUGGAUUCCAGCUUCAGUAUGUUGAUAUCUUUAGCAACUGUUGGGGACCAAAGGACGAUGGAAAGACGUUUGGAAAGCCAGGUCCUUUAGCAGCUAAGGCACUCAAACGAGGAGCUGAAACGGUAAAUAGUAAUAUAUAGAUUUAGCCAGGGCUAAAAGCGAAGAUCCAGUUAAUUAUACUUGUAAACAAAAAAAAUUAUAUGGUGUAAUGCUAAACAGGGAGGGCAAUGAAAAUGGCAUCAAGAUCAAUAGAUCUAAUUAGCAAAAAAACAAACUGCACGUGCAGCACACUUUUUUUCUAGUUAGCAAAAAAACCAAAUUUGCACGUGCAGCACGCUUUUUGUCUUUCUUUGCCGUUGUUUUUCACAACUACAACGCUGUUUUGUAGGACUAAAACGUCAAACUUCCGAGUUACACAUUAUUUUUAUGGAGGAAUUGUCGUAUGUGCUUACUCAAUAUUUUGUCUCCUGUGUUCAUGUUCGCUUUUAUUUUUCACUGCCGCUUAUUUUCACCUUGCUGGCCGCUAGCAUUUCUCAUUGUCUCACAGCCGCUUUGAAUUUUCAUGUUUUCUUCCUACGAAAUUCGUCUCUUUUGUUUUUAAUCACUCGCUCUAGCUCUUUCUCUCAAAUAAUGGCGAAAAAAGACACGACUUUGUUGUUGUUUUUUCUUUCUAAAAGUCCGGGCGGCCAUGCGAAUUCUUUCCAAAUAAAACCUUGAGUUGCAUUUGGGUUGCCAUACCUGUUGAUUGAAUUAUUUUACAUUGGUAUGCCUGUGGUGCGGACGGACGGUCGGGCGGGCGGGCGGGCGGUCGGUGUACGGUCACGCGAUUACCAAAAUUUCUCGGAUGGGUAGUUUACCACAUUUCUUUACCCAUGGGGCUCCGCUGCGCGCUUCGCGCGCGAGAGCUCCGCUAUAACAAAUUACAAAAAUGUUUCUUUCAAAAAGACUUCACUUUCACUCUACACGGUUAGUUGCAUACAACCUUUCGUCAGACUUAAGGUAGUGCUAGUGUCUGGCUUAAAAUGAACUAAGAGUUUUAUGUAAUUGAUCUGACCAAUACAGGCGCAAAGAAAGUCAUUUUUACAGCUUGCCAUUCGGGCAAGCUGAGGCUAACAUUUACUAGCCCAAACAACAUUUCAACUAACCCUAAAAACGUUUUGAUGAGCAGGUUGAUUUCACAGUUCACAAGUUAAUAAAAGAAUUCACUAGCCCAAUAGCAAAAUCCAAUAGCCCCGGGUUAUCGGACACGACUUUCUUUGCACGCUGCUGAAUAUUUACGGACUUGCAUGUGCUCGGUAAGGUUUUCCUUGGUUUCGAGUAGUUUUUAAAUAUGAUUCGUUUUUCUAUACAAUGAGAGCUUCGCCGACGUUUUCUCUUUCCUUCGCUCACACUUCUGUACGAGGGUUAACUCCACCGGCCUCAUUCUUAAGUUCAACUUAACAAAAUAGACUAAACAGCCGUGAUGAUGUCCCUUUUAAACUCUUUUAUCUUGUUUAAUGGCACGUUUACUGUAAUGUUCUGCUGUCCUUUUUGUCACCAUCCGUUUGAGAUAAAAGCACAAACCCCCAGAGAUACAUCAACGUCUUGCGUACCUAUUAUGUCUUAUUUAGGGUCGCGGAGGUAAAGGUAACAUUUAUGUGUGGGCGACUGGUAAUGGAGGACUAACAGAUGACGACUGUAACUGCGAUGGAUACACUACCAGUAUAUAUACAGUAUCUGUUGGCUGCAUUGGCGAUCAUGGUCUGUCGGCUUACUACACUGAGCUGUGCUCAUCUACUCUGGCUGUGACUUUCAAUGGCGGUGCCCAUCGAGAAAAAGAAGAAAACAAAAUGGUACGUAACACUUAAACCAUUAAAACCAUUGAAACAUGUUUCGAAAUUUGGUUAUCGACCCUAUUUCAGACCAAAACGUGAUUUUCUCCUUCCCUUUUUCAGACAUGAAGUGGUGGUGUCCUUAAGAGGCAAAAAAAAUGCCCAAUUCCGUAUGUUGGUUCAAGAGAGCUCAAACCUCACCCUAUUUCAGACCAGAAAGGUUUAAUUCUUCACCCAAUUUUAGUCCAAAAAAGGUCCAAACCCAUACCCUUUGGCGCUACGCAUACCAGCACCUAUAAAGCCUGACGUUUUUUAGCAACUCACGUCAACCGGAAGUGGUCUUUUUUUCAUUUUUGGAUGGUGGUUUUGCCCAAAUGUGUGAACAAAUCGUCUCUAUAGUAGUCAAGACACAUAGAAAUACAGAUUUGGUAGCGUUAAAGGGGCUGUGUCACGGCAGUGCAGUUCAUUUUGUUUAAUUUUGCCAAUUACAACCGGAAGUGGUCUCUUUUUCAUUUUUGGACGGUGGUUUUGCCCAAAUGUGUGGACAAAUCGUCUCUAUAGUAGUCAAGACACAUCGAAAUACAGAUUUGGUAGCGUUAAAGGGGCUGUGUCACGGCAGUCCAGUUCAUUUUGUUUAAUUUUGCCAAUUACUCGCCCUCAAUCGCUAUGGAACUAAAGGUAAGCAAAGAAAUUACAUGUAAAUGACAAAAUCAGAGAUCCGAGACAAACAAAUAUGUCUCCUGAGCAUUAUUUUUGAAAUUGCAAGCAGCAGGGAUUAACUUUGAAAAACUGUUAUGCUGAACAGUUUUCAAAAACCCUAAUUUCAAUCCGUUUCAAUCUUCUUCAGUUUGCCCAUCCGUGGCAUCUGUUGUUUCUGUUAUGUUAUUCAAACCUUCCUUUAAAGUUUUAAGCGGUAAUUUUUAUGUUUCUCUUAAUUUAACGGUCAUUUUGUAAUUUCCUAAUUUGGCUGAAUUUCGUGACACAGCUGCUUUAAGGUGCUUUAAAAUGAAAAACACCUCACUUCCGGUUGACGUGUGUCGCUCAAAGACGCCUUUGCUUAAGCUCCCUAAUAUUGUAUAGACUGCGAGCACUCUCUCUUUUUCUUCAGAUUUAGUAAGGGGAGUACACGCGCGCGCGAGCGGCGAAGCCGCGAGACGCGCGAAACGAGGGCGGCAGCCCGAGAUGAAAAAGACUCUUUUUUCGUGCCUCUCCCAUCUCGCGCCAUCAGUCACGCGCGUGGCCAUUUGCGUGUCUCGCGUUUUGCUCGACGGACUACAGAAAAAAGAGAGACUGCUCGUAGUCUAAAUAUUGUAGGGACUAGGAAAACUAAUUUUGCUUUGCCAUUUCACUGUGAAAAGCCGAGUGAGAAAUUGAGUGAGGACAAAGUACAGAGACACAUUGUGAGUUUAAUGUGGUGACAUUUCAUUGCAGAUUACAACUGAUCUUCAUCAUCAAUGUACAGAACAGUUUAAAGGCACCUCAUCUGCAGCUCCACUAGCAGCAGGAAUGAUAGCCCUCAUGUUGGAAGCAAAGUAAGCAUUUCAUUUCUCAGUCUAAUUUGGAGGCGUUUAGUUCGGAUUUACAAGGCUAGAGUACGAUGCCCUCUCUCCCUAGUUUAUCGCAUAUAACCCGUAUUGUUUGUUUGUUCGCGUUUUUAAUGCACGUUGUACGUGUUCGUAGCGUUUUAGCGAAGUUAUUUGUUGAGACUCGUAAAGUGAGUCUGUGGAUGAAAUCCUAUGGUGUGACCAUUCAACUGAAACGUAUCUUCAGCCGUGCUUGAAUAUGGUACCCGGCCUAUCAUUAUACUGUAUAAAUAGGUUCAAAUUUUUGGGAGCCUAUGGAUGAAUGGGCCAUUUGCACGAUGACGUCAUUUUACUGCUAAGACCAGAAUACUUCAGGGUUUUGCUUUCUUGUGCAAAUUAGGGCUUUUGUUAUUUGACCCUCGCUGGGAAUAACAAAUUUAAACGUGAAAGGAAAAACGAAAAGGAUUCUGGACGUAGUAGUGAAAUGACGCCAUCAUUCAAAUGGCCGAUUUCUAUGGCGUGACCAUUAAAAUGAAACCUGGUAAAUUAAUUACGACGUAAAAGAGAAUCUAUAAAAGCUUCAAAAAUUGGUCUGAUUUUAGGUUAGGCAAGUGUUUAAUGGCAACGUAAUGAAUCCGUUCUAACCAAUCAUGGCGCGUUCUUUUCAUUGAACCCUUUUUUCAGUAACCGUCUGACGUGGCGAGAUGUACAACACAUUGUUGUCAGAACGGCCAAGCUGACGAGUCCUGUGGAUGAUGGCUGGAGAACCAACGGAGCUGGUUUUCAUUUUAAUCACAAGUUCGGCUUCGGUCGCCUUGAUGCUGAUGCUAUGGUGGAAAUGGCCAAAACUUGGACGACUGUUCCACCUCAAAGAAUAUGUACAGGAGCCGCAAGUUUGGAAGAACGGUGAGCUAGUUUGCUUCCCUAUAGCCUACAUUGGCAAUUAUUGGAUUCGGCUUUCGUAUGAUGUGAAAAAUUAUGUAGAUCUCGGAGACUGUUAUCGGUCAUCCGUCAAGUUGUAUUCUUUUUGUUCUUGCUAUGUUUUAGGAAGUAGUUCGGCUAUUUCUUCUUCGCGAAACGUGUGAAAUGUUCCGCCAUUUUGUACCGCCCCACCAAAAGAACACAACCUCAUCCCCAGGGCCUCUCGAUUGCCGUUGUUUUUUGGCGAUUAAACUGUACUAUUGACGUCAUUUUAUCGUAUAUUGGAAACGUCUUCCAAAUUUGGUCAAGGCAAGCUGGUUCUAAAGAAUUAGCCGUGGAAAUUGAGCCAAUCAGAAACGGAGAAAUAUUUUGAAUGAAUAAUAAGGGUAGAGACAAGUACAAGUAAGAAUAUUAAUUGGCCUUAGGCAAACCAGUUGACUACUUACAAGUAUGGCCGAGGAGUUGAACGCGGGGCCAUCGAGAAUAAAUCAAUACCUAUCCGACGUAGCCCCAUAGUCACUCAAAAAUUACCCGUCUAUCCACUUGGAAAUCAAGGCGGGGGAAAGGAAAUCCUUUCUUGUGUAUGUCCCCUCCUUGCAACCCCCCCCCCCCCCCCCCCCCCCCNGUGCUGACCAUCAGCUUCAUUCACCGGCGGCGCGGUGACGUCAGUGUUCUUUUGAUGUCGCCGUCAGGAACAAAGAACGAAAUGCUGUCUACACGUCACUAUGACGACUCCAAGGAGGGACUUGAUAACUGGGGCUUUAUGACUGUGCAUACUUGGGGUAAGUGAUGUGUUUUGAGAGGACUGUGGACUCUCGCUAAGUCGGACACCGUUGAUACUGAUUAACCACGUGUCUGUAUUCAAGACAGACACCCCAGCACUCUCUAUAAGGCACUCCUGCAUUAUAGACAGUCAAAUAAAUAGUAGAGCGGUUUUCAUUUGAGUGUCGAAAAGUAAUUGGUUUUGCACUUUCUACACGAUGCGAUUGGCUUAAAAGAUUCGCGCCACCUUUUCAUCCAAUCAGAAGUAAAACCAAAGCCAAUUGUGACGCGCUCGCAUGCAUUUUCCCACGCUUUGCGUCAGCCACAUGUAAUUACUUCGAGUUUUGAUUGGUUCAAUGUAUUGUCUGUGUCCUAUGUGAUUGGCCAGAGUAAUUACUUUGGUUUUGGUUUUACGACACUCAAACGAAAACCACUCUAAUAAUCAAAGAACAUUGAGGACCCAGUUCUUUUAGGUGUGUGUUUUAGAGAUGUGUCCAUACGCAAAGAGUUGACUGUGUGGAAAGUUGUCUUAAACAUGCGCACCAUUGGGCUUUGAACUAAGAGGCAAUCUUAGAAGGAUGUCCCCCUUAUGGGAAAUUACUUAAGAGAUGUUUUUAUGGUGAACUCUUUCUAAUCAGGGACACCACUGAGAGUGGCAUUAAAUGGCCGUGUAAGGGAGUCUUCACUGCAUCUUGCCUUGAUAUCUAAAGGCGAAUUUUGCUGGAUUCGGGGAAUCUGCCUACCUACCCCUUCCCUAAACCAACGUUGAAACUAACUUUUCACGUAGGGCAAAAUUGUUGGGUUGGGGGAGGGGUAGGUGCGUGGGCAGCUUCUUAGAAUCUUAUAUUGAUCCAGUUCAAUUUGUCGCUAUAUGAAGGUGAGAAUCCGCGUGGCUUCUGGCAGCUUAAGAUAAUCGACAAUCCGCUAAAUGAGAUUGGUGACCGAGUACUGAAUGGCUACGGGACUCUACAUCUGGACACCAGCAAACAAGACACAGAUGUUGAAGACUUAGAAGAACAAGUAAUAGAUGACCAGACCAAGCAGCAACAAGCUAAAGUACAGCAGAUGAGGCUCCAGGUACUAAGAAUAUCCUUUGCUCUUAUCACUUGCCAUUUAAGCAGCAACAAGAAAACAGAGAGCUGCAAAUAACAGUCCCAGGGAGGACUCGUAUACCUUCCAUAUGUAAACGGCACCCCUUUCACAUACGUACUAAAUAAUAUCGCUUUUCAUCGCUUUGUUGUCUGUUUUAACGUAGCUUUUAAGGGAGUAAACGCUUAAUAAAUCUAGUCUAGGGUCUGGCAAGGAGUAUUUCGUCGUAAAAAACACUGUGAAAAUGUCUUGUUAAAACUUUUAUCUAUUUUAUUUACUCAUUUUACAGAAUGACCAUGUAGACUUUCCGUAUCCACCGGGCGUCAGGAGAGAUCAUGUUCAUCAUCACAACAGUUCAGAAAUGAGUGAACAAAGUGUGAUCGAUGAUCUGUAUAACCUCACAGAAAGCGAUGUUGCGAGCACUACAGAAUACGUAUAUGACAGAAGUAGAAUUGCUUAUCCCGAGGUAUCGGGAAGUGGGCAAGUGUCUGGUAGUGGCGAGGGAUAUCCGAGGGAUAGGUUAUAUGUCGAUGGGUCUGCUAGUGGAGACAAUAAUGAAGACCUUGACGAUGGCUCCCAAGGCGAAGAACAGGACACUUCAUAUCCCGAGGGAUCGGGCAGUGGCGGGAAAUCCCGCGAGGAAGAGCCUAACGUCGAAGAGGAUCUCGUCACUGAUAGUAACAACGAUUUCCAAAGAGCGUUCGUGAAGACGCUUAAGAAAAAGAAAUUUAAAUCCACAAAUACAGGAACACCAUCUGUAGGGAAGAAAAGUGUUUUAGUCGAUAAUAAUUCAAAUAACAUCAAGAAAAAAGUACAAGUAGCCGCUGAAGAGACUGCUACUCAACGUGUUCAAGUAAAUGCUGGCUAUGAAAAUCCGGAGAUCCCGUGUUUAGCGAGUGGGUGCUCGGGUGUUCUUUUAAAAUGGGUGCUGACAUUUUAUGGAACUGAAAAUUAACUGAAGAACCUUUAGUGUAGAGAUUUUUAUCAAUUUAUCGAUUUUAUAAUUGAAAUUCUCAAAUUAGUCGAACGUGUCUUCAAUUUGAAGAUCCUAAUACUUAUGGCAAAUGUGUUGCCAUGACUCUCUGCUCUCAAGUAUGUGGGUCAGACUUCACAGUAUUUUGGCUCCGCAAAUUUGACUGUCAUCAAAUUGAAAUCACCUGCGCUACAAAUAAACAAAUGAAGAAUAGACACAAACGAUGCUCUCUCGAGUUAAGAGCUGGAAAAUGCUCAUUAAGUAGCUUUUAUAAAGCGCGAAACAAAAACAAUUUCGCAGUUGAUUCUGUUUGCCCUAGCUAAACUUAAAUAAUGACUUGAAAUCGCUGACCACUAUGUAGCCAAUAAGGAGUGAAAGUGUGCUUGCGUGAGUUUCCCGCGUGUGGAAACCUCUCUAAACCAAGUCAUGCGUGAAUCUACUCAUAUCACCUCACAUCACGUAACAAAUUUCGUUGUCGACGAAAACUUGGAAGCACUAAGCAUUUUUUUCAUGGACUUUUCAAGAAGAUCUUUUGGAAGAUUGUGAAUUCCAAGGAUUCGUUCCAAUGGCUAAACACUCCGUUUUCCCCUCACAAAUCCAACACAAAUCUUUCAGAUGUUGCUUCGUCUGUUAUCGCUAUGUACAGUAAUAAUUCGUUGCGAUCAUUAGCUAUCAUUCUUGUCAUUCACUUGUAGUUCUCUCAAAUAGAAUUGCUCCUUUUUCACCACUUUACUAAAUAAAAGUUGAAUUUUUCUUGAGGUUGGAUGUUGUUUGUAGAUGUUACUAGGUAAAGAGUAUUUAGAAAACGCUAGAGAAUGAAGCAAGUCCACUGAAAUAUAAUGAACUAUAAAAGAUAAAGGGAAAACUUUGUCAUGGUCAGUGGUUGCUCAUAUGAUGUUUCUGGAGCAGCAAAGUGGAUAGUACUCGCCAUAUAUGACCAGGAAUCCAUAACCAGGAGCGAGCACACCUGAUGGUAUAGUUUACCUGCCUCCUCAGUUAUGAAUAAAGCCUGUUCCAGGCGUUUAAGGGCCUGUUUACCUGAAGGUAGGGGAACCCAGGUAGGUAAGGUAACUCGUAAUCUCUUAUAUGGUCACCCCACCUAUCAUGUAAACGUGAUCAAAUAAAAAUGCCAGAUUUUAUGGCCCGGGUUACCCCAGUUUCAUGUAAACAGGCCCAAAAUAGUGGGGACAGCGCAAAGUGAGUAGAAAAGCAGGGAUAGGGUUCGUGUAAACAGAACCAAAAUAGUAGGGAAAGCGCAAAGAAAAGUGAGCAGAAAAACAGCGAUGGGGUUGAAGGAGGGGGAUUUUAUGGACAGUCCGGGUUACCCACUUCAAUGUAAACAGGCCCAAAAUAGUGGGGACAGCGCAAAGUGAGCAGAAAAACAGCGAUAGGGUUGAAGGGGGGAUUUUAUGGACAGCCCGGGUUCCCUAACUUUCAAGUAAACAGGCCCAAAAUGGUGGGGACAGCGAAAAGAAAAGUGAGCAGAAAAACAGCGAUGGAGUUGAAGGGGGGGGGGGGGGGGGGGGAUUAGUGGGACACCGGGGUUUUCCUCCCUUUCGUGUAAACAGGUCAAAAAACGGAAGAACGGGGAAAAAAAAAGGUGGCAAAAAAGCAGGAGGGGGUGGGAGGGGGGGCGGGGGUGACGUAGAACACGGAGUGUUCAGCACAUGAUGUUCUCUGCUACUAAGUCGGGAAGGGCGCAGGGGACUGAGGGUGUAUGCGGGGAAGGAACGACAGGCGUGGUGAGGGGGGGGGGGGGGUUUUAGUGGAAGGCCGGGUUUCCCUAAUUUUCGUGGAACCAGGCCAAAAAAGGGGGGGAGGGGGUAAAAAAAAAUGAGAAGAAAAACAGGGAUGGGGUUGAGGGGAAGGGGGGGGGCCUGGGAGGGAAUUGAUGUUGUUCCCUCCACUCCCCCUCUUCUGCCUUUUUUCUCCGCUCUUUAUUUCGCGCCACUCUCCACUAUCUGAAUGAGAGAAAUGAGAGAAAAUCUGGAAAAUUCUUUCUAACUGAUCAAACUUGUCGAGUUAUGCAGCUCCCUAAACAUAUAUAAAUAUGCAUACGUUUUUCGUUUUUUCAUGUACUGAGAAAAUAUGAAUGAAACUUUUAUUUGGUAAAACUGCUGUCUUUACGAACUUCAAAUCGAGAAAACAAAAAUUUAAUUGGCACCAAAGAUUAUGUUCUACUGUCCCCGAGCCAGGGUUUUUACACAGUUUAGUCUGAGGUCGGGUCUACAGAUCCGAGGGUUUUGGUCUAGAAUAGGGUCUCGGGGUGGAGUUUAGAAUAUCGUUGCAAAUGCAGCUGAACAUAGUUUGAUGAAGGCCAAGGGUAUCAGCUUCAAAAUGGUACACAACCACCCAAAUGACAGGGAUGUAAGCUGUUAUCAAAGGACUGUACAGCACUAAAAGUGGCAAUUUCGCUGGGGCUUUAGUCAGUUCUCAGAUUGUCGGUCUAGACAAAUUACUUUACCUUUCCCUUGAAUGGAAAUUCGUGGCAAGAGAACUCAUUCCAUAUCCACCAAUUAUGUCUCCUUUCCUGCUCGAUUUAAUCUUAGGGUUUUUCUCUGGAUCGCUAUUGUGUUAACAAUUCGACUCUUGGAUCUGACUCUUCCCCAGUUCUCUCUCACCUCUCCGUAGUGCCGCGCAAGGAUAGUUGUUAAGUGGGAAAUGGAGGGAAAGACAAUCUUCUCUUCUCCCUUCCCAUCAUCCCCUGUUCCCGCCAUCGUGUGUGUAACGAAGACGACGGUGGAAGAGACCUUGGAUAUCUAACUGCUUCGAAUUCCACUCCAAGUCAACCAAUCAUGUCUCUUCUCAAGCGUCUUUUUUCGUACAUGACAAAUUUAAGAGGGGUUUGUCAUAACAACGCUUCUUUUAUCAGUUUUUCAUUGGGAAAUCACUAGCUUGCGUACCGACGCCUCCUAUUUCCAUUGUUUCACGCUGAGAAGGGACAUAGGAAAUAGGUGACGUCCGCUCGCAGGCUCAGAAAUUUCUUUCAAAGUCCUAAAUUUCUCUGCAAAUCAACCAGUCUUUUCUCUCAUCGUGUGCUUUUUUCAAUGAGUUUUACCCAUUGCAAAGAAAUCCGCUUGGAGUUGAGCCUGUGAUCAGAUAAAAACUAGUAACCCCUCGGCAGACAACUUCAAAAGAAAACGUAACCUCGAUGGAUGGAUACUUGAUCCCGCGAUAUGGUCAUGUGAUACUGGUCAGUGGCUACCCUGUUUUGACAGCUGUCAAUUGACCACAACGUUGAUGUGCAAUAUCAUGUUGCAGGCCCCCACACUAGCUAGAAAGUGACAUUCACCUUGGCUUCCCCCUGUUGUGGACGGGCGGGCGGGCGGGCGUAAGGUCACGUGACCACCAAAAUUUCUCAAAUGGAUUGCUGGUUUUCAGUGUCACGCCAUUCAAAAUAGACCAAAAUAAAAAUCAAAACCGUUCAAUAGACAAAGUCCAGAAUCUGGGAAAUGAAAGGAGGUAAAUAUGCAGACCCUCGCCAAGAGGAAAUAUAUCGUAUAAGAGAUAUGCGAAGAAAUGUUUUCACAAAAUUAAUAGAGAUUUGUAUGGAGACGCCAUGCUGGUGCCCAUCCGGCUGAGCACUAGCAUGGCGGACGGCAACCAACAGAAACAUCUGUUACCGAGUUUUGCUACAAAAGCGUGAAUUUAUUCUUCGAGGAGCUCGUAAACAUUAAAGUGAUACUUUUUCUGAUACAUGAACUGUUUAGAGAGCAAAAUUCCCUGAAAUAAGUAAUUUCUUUAACCUACAUGACAGCUCUCUUGGUCGUCAUGUAAAUGCCGCGUCACGCAAAAGCUUAGAAAUUCAAGCGAACUCUAUCACACAACCAAGAACCCUUUUGAAGCGAAAAUUUGUAUGAAAAUUAGUUUUCCGCUGUUCUAAUACAUCGUGGAAGUUAAAUAUCGGUUCUAUCGAUAGCUUUCUAGUUUGAAUUUUAGUGACGUCAUGUGAAAACCAACAAUAGAUAACCAAAUUUUCUUAUCUAUGGGGCCCCACAAAAGCGCGCUUGGGGCUCCGCUAUCAAAAUCCCUCCCAAGGUACUGCAUGAAAUUUUCCUCCAACUUAACCAAUCAUAUUUCGCGAACAAUUCUUGUAAGGACCAGUGGGCAAACAGCAAGGCCGGCUCAUUGUUGUAGAUCAGGAUCAGCAAUACAAAAUAAUACUUAAAAUUGAAGGCCAGCUGAUCGGACAUCUAAGGGUUACAAAUUUAUGUGCUCAACUGAUUUCGACCAGACAAAACUAGUCUUCAUCGGGGGCUAGAAAGCUUUUCUGGCCCCCGAUGAAGACCAGUUUUGUUUAGUCGAAAUAUUGGGCAAAUAAAUCUGUAACCCUAAGCUGUGCGAUCAGCCUUGCCUUCAAUUUUCAGAAUCAUAUUUCGUCCUGUUAAAAGCAAUUUUCAUGCAGAUUUAAUUUCAGAGUUUUUUUCACGGAUUUUUCUCCAGCAUAACAAAUCACAUCUCUUGCUUUGUAUUGGACACAAUUUAGAUGCUGAUUAAAUUCAAGGGCAGUCAGUUAUCAGCAAUCAUUUUUUCCCCAAUACUUUGGAAUCGCUUCCAAUGCAUCAUGAGUUCCUCUCCAAAUGGACCAAUCAUUUCUUUUUUCGUCGUUUUCUGUCCAGGCGUCUUUCGAGCUUGUUUAAUUCUAGCUUUCGGUUCUCUUAACUGUUCUUUUAUCCCUACCAAGUUUCAUUAAAUUUCUUCUUGGCUUGACCAGUUAGAACUUUCAACGUUAAGGGCAUUUUUUAUGCAGAUUUAGUUUCUAUUUUUUUUAGUUCUCCGUAACAAACAUAUUCUGUGUGAUAUACCUUGCGAAUGUAUCAACACGCAUGGCUAACUAAACAAGACGAAGUUUAGCGAAGCGUUUGCAGCAAGACAACCCACAACCUGCCACCACCAUGAUUUAUUAUGUGCAUCAGACUGGUUAAGUAGAUGGCCAAUCCAAUAAUUUUUCAACAAAAUUAGCUUCAUUUUCUAUAACUAUUUCCCUAAAAAAACUAUAAAAUGAAACCAUUGCGAUGGCGAGCUUACAUCACGUUGCUCUUUCUCCUCUCUGAAACUGCCAUUCUCCUUGGAAAACCCGCUAGGAAAUCACGAAAACGUGGAAAGAGGACGCUAGAAUCGACGCCAAAGCUUACAAGAAGAGAAUGGGAACAACUCCAUAAGUUCGAAGAUGCACUCAAAAGCGAAUCUGGAGAGCUAAUGUUCACAAAUUCCUGGGCGGUCAAACUCGACCCAGCGGAGAUUAAGGUAGCGGAUAGAAUUGCUGAGAAACAUGGAUUUAUAAACUAUGGUCAGGUAGGAAACGUUUACUCUUUAUGUUAUUGUGCGGGUGUUCUGGCCGGCUGAUAUUGAAACGUCAAUAAUUACACCUGGUGGUAGAUGCAUUGAGUAAGUGCAACUUUUUAUUGUUUCACCGAACGUUUUCUUUCAGGGAAGAAUUAAAGAGAAAUAAGUGCUCCGUGAUGUUAACUAGGCUGAUAGAUGAUCCCGGCGUUUCUUGACUCAUAAGCGAUCUUACAUCGUUACGCAAAAUGCGCCAUGCCACUAACAACAGAUACCUGACUGUUAUUACUAGCUACCAGUGAUCUUAAUUUUUUGGAGAUUUGCCUCUUUGAUUCUCUCUUCUGUUUAACUUAUACACUUGUUCAUUUCAUGCACGUUGAGAGAUUUUUCAUACUUUCUUGUUCAGCUUUAUCAUGCAAUAUCAGGGUAAAACUCAACUCUUUCCUCUGAGAGUUUUGUAGAUACACCCUCUUUAAACAGUUGUUUAAAACAUAAAGGUAAACACGAUUCUUUUAUGAGGUUGUUUUUAUUACUUUCAUUGGAAUUAACAAACCGAUUAGUUGGAACUUCAAUGAUUGUUUAUAUUAAUCACAAGUGGUAUUUUACCACAAGUGGUAUUUAAAAACAAAUUAAGCAUGGACAUGAUACGUUACGUUCGAUUUAUUAGCAGUUGGCUUUGAUAGUAAGGCCAAGAAACUUGACCAAAUAAGGUAACUGAAUGUACAUCAUAUAUACUCGCUAACAGUUAAGUAUAUUAUCAAGACAUUCAAAGGAGAAAAUGGAACCGAUUGAUCAGAUGUAAAAUGUUCCAUAUAUCAGAAGCCAAAGCUCUUGGAAUUCUGACCACAUCUCCGUUUAUGAAAUGAGUAAAGCGGAACAGUAUUUUGAUAAAGAACAACACUGUACGGUUGGUCUUGUCAGUCUGUUCGGGCGCUGAUAUUCCGAUCCAACAUAACCAUCAACCACUUUAAUUACUUGAUAUUGCCGCUUUUCCCUCCCCACAGAUACGAAAAGGAGGGAUGCUGGAUAGGGUAAAGGGUGGGCGGGGGAGGGGGGGUUGGGCGGCUCGCGUUCCUAUUCGCCCUUGUUGGCAAAAAGAUGGAUAUAACUAAGAACGGACUAUGAUUUAACUUCCGGGCUUCAUAUUUGAAAUUUUGUAAAUAUAAAGAGAAAUUUCGCAAAAAUGUACCAUCGUAGUUUAAAAGUGCUGCUUGUUACUAUGUUACUAUUACCGUCAAACAGCUCAGACUCAUCGGCCAAAACUGAAUUUGAGUUUCGGGAGUUUGGUCACUGAGACUGCGUCAAGUCGGCCGUAAUUUGCUGUUUUUGAUGUAGAUAGCUCUCUGAAUCUGCUGUAUUAGUCCAUUUUUUGUCCACCAAACUUCGAAUCCCGCCGUUGAAUUUUGGUUUAACGAUAUUUUUUGCACUCACUUUUCCUUUAUAAGGUUAAACGUAGGUACAAGUAGCAAUUAUUGGAUUAGACGUUCGUGUGAUCCGAAGAAUAGUAGAUCUAGGAAGUGUUUGGCCUCGGCGGAUAACACACUCUGAGAUCUGCAUAAUUCUUCAAUUCAUACGAAUGCCAAAUCCAGUAACUGUUUUAUUACUCAUUCAAAAUAAUUAAUCUUUUAAGAACGUGCUUACUGCGUUGACAGUCCCCUUCUUCAUUUGCCUGUUCCUUGUCAAAUUCAAGAUUUUAAGGGAUGAUUAGUCUGUGGGCGGUUGUGUUCCUGCUAUUUUCUUUGAGUGUACAAAUGCUUCUUCUUUUAAAAGCGUUUCACCAUUUUUCCAGCUCGGACCAACACUCUGGGUCUUAAAAUAGCAGAGGAGAAAGUGCUGCCUUUGUAAAAACAUCUGUAAUUUAUUAGACUUUCUACAGUCUACUAGGAUAAGAACGAUAAACUAGGCCCCGUCUCACAACCCCUGUAGAUAUAAAUUCUGUGGGAUGUGAAAGAACCCACACUCUCUUCGUAAAGAGCAGGGGGCGUUGGCCACGGUAUGGUGGUCUAUCUCUCGUGGAGGAAGGGACUCUUACGGGCCCGCAGUUAUUGGCGUCUCGCGCUGUUGCAGUGACCCUGCAAGGAGGAACUGGCCAACCUAAGUAAACAGCUGAGCCAACCAGCUCCCAGUUGGCUUGCGGUCCAAUUGGUUAAAGUGCUGCACCGGUAAGGAAGAGGUGGUCAGGGCUCGGGUCCCAAUACGCCUUUAUUUUUUUUUUCAGGUUUUCUUUUCUCAAUUGCAAAAAAUGCUUAUUUAACUAUGAUGAUCGUCUCUGCAUUCAUUUCUUCACUCCGCAGUUGAAAUACAUAAAACUGUUAUAUUCAUCAUUCCAGUUCUAGAGUAAGAGUAGUCGAUUGUAAUCACAAACAGUGGUAUUGUUUUAAUACAGACCGACGAGGAGUUGACGUCUUGUGCAAUGAUAUUUUGACCAUUUUGUUUGUAUUCAGGUUGGAUCACUAAAAGGUUAUUAUCACUUUAAACAUGAAGGCAAAGGAUUGCGGCACAAGCGACAUCUACACGAAAAGACCAGAUUAUUGCUAUCUGAAGAUGAAGUAAGAUAAACCUCCAUUAAUUUAAAGCUACGGAUUGAUGGUCAUUAAAAAUAAUAAGAAAGUUUUGCUGAGCUUUCGGAGCACCUCUCCAGGAUCUCAUUACAAGAAUUAAGUCAGCACAUCAGCUGAUCGAUGAAUCAAAACAACCAGCUGGUCCAAGAUCCUAAGCUAAAAUGUGUCACAUGUAUAAUUUUAUAACAAUUGACAAUUCUUAGAAACAAUACUCGAUAUGAAAUAUCUCGACUUAGGACGCAUUCGAAUUUAAGGAGCCAAGAGCUGAAUGGCUCCAAAAGCUCUGCACUUAUAACUGAUUCCAACAAAAUAAUCGUCAGAGUUAGUCCCUGUCAGUACUGAGGUUAUGAUUUUGCAGAUUGGAAAAGCACGUAGGCCUCGUAACAAGUUUAUGUGGAGAAAUUCUGUGUCUCGUGGUAGGGUCACCCUCCCAGCCAAGUAAACUUUAGCAAGCGUUUAUAUCAGAACAAAGUUGACUUCUUUGCCCGUGCCAACAGCGCUCGCGCAUGCUCUGUAAUUGUGUCACCUUGACCGAGUUGACCCGGUUGGGCAAGCCAAAGUGUUUAUAUGGAAAAAAAGAUAGCCCGGCUAGGAGGGUGACCCUACCAUCACGAAAGGGUGACCGGCCUAGUCGAGCCAACUUUUUGUUUCUCAUGUGAACGGUUCGUUAUGUUUUGUAAUGAGGAAAUGUAUGAAACGUUGGCUCACCCAGGGUAACUGGAGUAGGUGGGUGUUCCCUCUACCCUCGACUAACGGGGCCUUAAUGAACCAUAGGUAAAAGAAAACUAUCCUCAGACUCAUUAUACAAUAAAAAUUAUUCAUUGACUUAAAAGCUUUCCCAACUGAUAAAAACGUGUUCUUAGUGUAGUUUAAGGAAUUUUGGAACAGCUCAUUUAAGUGUUUGAAGAAAUGUGGUGGUGAAGUUAACAAAUACGGAGGAGCGUUACCUGUGGCCUAGACGGUAUUCUUGCAAGAGAAUUGCUGAUGUAUCAGAGACUACUGAGAACAAGCUAAGUAAUAAGCCGGUGCUAAUAUAAAAUGCAAGUUUUGUUUGUUGUUAACUGCAGGUUGUAUGGGCUGAACAUCAACAUGUUUUAGAAAGAACAAGAAAGGAUGGUAUUCCUACGGAUCCAAAAUUUAAUGACCAGUGGUAUCUUGUAAGUCUAUUUUACUUUACUAAGUAACCAGGCUAGGUUUAUUGGACAUUUUAUACAGCCCUGCACAACUGAAAGUUUUAAUGAACUUAGGAUGAGGUACCUCUUUUUAAGGUUUAUGUGGCCUUUAGAGCUACCCUCUUUGGGCUCCAAGAACGUCCUUCUUCGAUGUUUGUAAGAUUCGCCGUUUGGUGAAUUUUGCAAUUUGCGCAAUGAAGUCGACAUAUUUAAAGUUUAAGAGGCCAAACUGCACACCUUUUCAUAUCAAAGCUUUAAUAAUUUGGUCUGUUGAAAAAUCUUCUUUCCGAUUUCUGCUUCCUACGUAAGUGAACAUAAACUCUAGGAAAAGAGUAAAACGUUCUUCAAUCCUGGCUGCAAGACAUACAGUAACUGUUAUCAAGUAACAAGCUGUUGAUCCAACAUUUUCUUAGGCUCAAUUUCCGCCGCUCUCUCGGGUUCUCGCGGGACAAGGCUGCGGGAUCAUUUCCCGAACGGCCUAACGCUUUCAAGGCUGUUUGAAAAAGGAAACCAACUUUCUUAGUUUUGAUUCUUUUCUAGCUUAAUUACAAAAGCGAAUUUGGUUGAUUGGUUCUUCAUUAAAUGCAUCCAUCGCCUUUAAUGUAGAAGUGAUCGAAUGUACUCUACCUUUCUUCACAGUUAAAUCAAGGCCAGUCCACAGGUCCAGCUGGCGUCGACCUCGAUGUGAUGCCAGUUUGGCGACAGGGAAUCACGGGAAGAGGGGUAGUGGUUAGUAUUCUUGAUGACGGAGUGGAUCACACGCAUCCAGAUCUUAGAGAUAACUUUGUAAGUUCACUUCAUUAACUAUGAUUCAUUAUCGGCAGAUAAAUGUCCGGUCUGCUGUGUUUUAUAUGUGAUGAAACACCAUGUCUUGUGUGCGAUAUAUUACUUGAAAAUACAACAAAAGGCCAAAAAGGCUUUCAACAUAUUUUCUUUUAACUUCUUUUGCAGUUAUUAUUUUUUUUCAGAAAUCUCAAUGUGAUAAGGAAACAAGCAAUUGCUCUUAAACAUUUUUCAUUCACUAACUGUUAGUUCUUUUAGUAGCCAUUAUUGGUAUUAUCACUGAAACUGCGAAACAUAAUAAAAGUGAUUGGCUAUAUAAAAAAAAGCAAUAAAUGCUAACUUUAAUUUCUGUACCAGUUGACUGUUGGAGAUUCUUUUUUCUCUUUUUAAGUAGAACGAAUUGCAAAUAUUUGGAGUCCGUUAAUAUAUUUUUUUUCCCCUAAGGAUCAAAAAGCGAGUUAUGAUUUCAACGACAUGGAUGCUGAUCCAAAACCAAGAGACAGUGAUCCUGAUAACUGGUUUGUUAUUGACUUAUUGAUGGAUUUUUUUUGCUAGCUUCCAGGCCUUUAAUUUCAGAGAUUGGGACUGGACGAUUUACGCUUUAAAACCGAGCCCAAUAUACAUGUGUGCGUUGAAUUAAGACUCAAUAAUUUCUCUUGACCACUUAGCAAGUGAAUUACUUGGAUACUCUGUCCAAAUUUUGGUGGUUGCUAUCAAGACAUUUCGACGUCGGUGAAAGAAACAAUUCGGCUGUUGUCUGAAAACCAGAAGAAACAUUCUAUCUUGUGCAUGACAUCUCAUAUGUCAACUUGUAUUUGUUCAGCAAUAUGUUCAUGGGUAAAGCAGGAUCGUAUAGCCUAUACAAAAUCAGUCCCAGCUUCGUAUUUUCUAGCGCAAAACUGUUGAAUGCUCUGUUAACAACGUGAACGGUUAAAAGAAAACCCGAAAGUAUUCACUGAAAGAUAACACAUCGUGCGAAAUGGAAAUGCUAACAUUUCGCUAAUUUUUAGGGUUAAUUAGUUGAUUUCCAAAACGAUUCUAGGAGCUUUGCACUUCUUCGUGUACAGUCCAUCAUUUUGCUUGAAGCGGCGUCAUACAUUCAGUUAUAACACUAAAUAGAGUGCUGCGUACCUACUUUUUACGAGCAAAAAACCAGAGUAUAUGCAAAAUCUUCCAUGACAUUCCCGAGGUCCUGUCAGGGUAAAAUCUCAACAAGCGACAUGGCCUUGUAACAUUGGACAACAGAAAUGGUGACAAACGACACAAACACGGCUUGAAACCGCGACAGUGACAAAUAGUAGAAUACCGACAGCGUCAAUGGCUUCCUCCUCAUUAUACGCGAAACGACAGGCUUUGAAAUUCAGACUAGUAAGGACAUACGUAACCCCACUAAAAGGUCUCAUUCCUUAAAAUAAUUUUUUUUCUAUUUUCUAGUCAUGGUACGAGGUGCGCUGGAGAAGUGGCAGCAGUUGCCAACAAUAGCAUCUGCGGUGUAGGAGUGGCUUAUGAUGCCAAUAUAGGAGGUAUGGGAAUACCAUAAUAAUGUCAGGAAACAAAAAAGAACCGAAAUUUAAAAGUAGUAGAAACCGCCCAGGUGGUGAUCAAGAAAAUUUGGCAGGGAUGGCACAAAGGAAUUUUCCUGUUACUAGCCCUUCCAAUACUUCGAUUCCAGUUCCCUACACCUUCAAAACUUAUUAAGCAGCAGUCUGAGGACGCCCCUUUUCACGGGCAUGUGAAACUAAAGCCUAUGAAAGGCGUCUACCAUGGCAGGCUACUUGAGUACGAGAUAUUGCAAAACGUUUUCGUUACGCAGUUACCAGACUAUCACCAACUUCGUCAAAGGAAACGAUUCAAAGAAAACAGAUUGAUAGGAAGUAACGCACCUCCAAAACGUUUUUUUAUCCCUAAUGUAGGAGUGAGAAUGUUAGAUGGUCAAGCGACUGAUGUAUUGGAAGGGAGUUCACUAAGCUUUCAAUCCGAGUAUAUUGAUAUCUACAGCAAUUGCUGGGGUCCUAAAGAUGACGGGAAGACGUUCGGAAAACCAGGAAAACUUGCACAAGAAGCGCUAAUGCAGGGCGCUCUUAAGGUAAAAUUACUUGUAAGACGAAGACAUGUUUGGUGUGUUGUUUAUUUAACUAAGUUUGAAAGUAUUUCACAAAGUAAAUCUUCCAAGGUUUUGGAAUAUUACAUCACUCAACUUUUUCCGAUAUAUUACAGUUCAGUUGUUAGUAAGAGUCCUUUGUUUAUUCCAAGCGCUGCCUGAAGCAUUUAAAUCAUUUUGCCCUUGCUUUAUCUAAACAUUCACAGGGUCGCGGAGGUAAAGGUAACAUUUAUGUGUGGGCGACUGGUAAUGGAGGACUAACAGAUGACGACUGUAACUGUGAUGGAUACACUACCAGUAUAUACACCAUAUCAGUGGGCUGCAUAGGCGACCAUGGCCUGUCAGCUUAUUACACCGAGCUAUGCUCGUCCACUCUAGGAGUUACAUUUAAUGGAGGGUCACACCGGGAGAAAGAAGAAAACAAAAUGGUAAUAUAAUUUAAAACCUUUAACUGAUCAUUAAAAUGAUUGAAAUGGCAAAUGGUUCAGUAGUCGUCACCCUGCGAGCAGAGCUUGAUCCAGGAGAAGAAAAGAAGCCUCUACCUGAACGGCGUUAAGCCUUUGAAUUCCGGGGCCGAAGGCCAAACUUCUCGACCAGUCAAUCUUGUUUCCUCUCUUGUUCAUUGAUAAACUGAUGGUCAUAACUGAGCCUGUCUUACCAAGCACACGGCGAUUAGGCCUGUUUUCGAAACUGAAUCGUAGCAACGUGUAGGCUUGCUCAACAAAGAAUUUACUUGAUUCAUGCUAAGCGAAAGAAAGCUUCCUUCUCUGCUGCUAGGAUAGUUGGUCGUAUGCUAUUUUCGUUUUCAUUCCAUAGAAGAACCUGCCAGAGAACCGCGAUUUCUCCAAUGCACGUUGGUAGCGAAUCUUAAUUGAACGAGGGACCAGCAAAGGUUACCUUUGUUGAGAGCUGGUAUAACUUGAUUUUUUUCUCUUUUGGGAAAAAAAUUUUUGUGAAAAAUUGUUUUGUCCCUUAACACGAGAACGAGACUCAAAGCGCCGAAGGGAAAAAAUGUCACCCGCUUAGAAAUGAGGUUGCUUACUCGACAAGAGGAGCUUUUUAAAAACAUGUUGAAAGUUAUUUUGUUUUCAAUAAAAUAAAUAAUAUAAAUAAACAAAUAAAAGUAUAAACCGUGGAUGAGGUCUGUGUUAUUGCAGAUAUUUUCUGGACGGACCUGUAGAGAAAGGGUGAAAAUUUCACGUGACGUCGUGCACGUCCGCCAUGUUGGACUCCCAAAACACCUCAUAGAGUGUUUUCACUCACGUGGCCAAGAUCUAUCCAAAUUUAUUGCAACAAAAGAAAGCGUUUACAUAAGAAAAGAGUUCAAUUUCUAUGGGAUUUAUUUGGAAAACCAACAUGGCGGCCAUUUCAUUGUUUUAGGAACACCAAGAUGGCCGCCGUGACGUCAUGUGAAAACGCUCUUUUGGUGUCCCAAAACAAUAACACAGCGGCCAUGUUGAUGUUUCGAACCAGCCCUGUGGGAAUUGAACUCUUUUCUUAUGUAAACGAUUCCAUUUGUUGUAGCAACUCAAUUUGCAAAGCUGUUAGCGACGUGAGUGAAAACGCUUUUUAUGUAAUGUGUGACGCUGUGUUUUUCUAGGUGACCACGGAUCUGCAUCAUAAGUGCACCGAGGAGUUCAAGGGAACAUCGUCUGCUGCCCCACUGGCGGCUGGAAUGUUCGCUCUAGUUCUUCAAGCCAAGUGAGUUGAUAUUUCGUAGCCCAAUGACCUUUUAUCUUCCAUAUAAUUUUUCCAUAUGAUGAGAGACAAGAAACGGUGUUCAGUUGUCUUAUCUAGUUUUCUGCAAAUAAAAAGGAAAACAAAAGACCAAAAUCUCUACCUGCGCAGCAUACCUCUGAUAAAUCCUGAUUGCUCGAUGGUUCUUUUUUUUGGAUUGUCCAAAUACGCUUAAAAAGCUGACUAGGAACCAAACACACUUACUGAACUCUUGUCUAAGUAUUUUAAUAGAAUAAGCUCACAAUUAGUCAUUUUCUAAACGAGCAAGAGACUGGGUACGAAUGCCGAACUUCGUUUCGAUUCUAUUGGGCCAAAAGUUGGACACGGAAAAAUAAGCGUUAUUGUAAAAAAAGGGAAAUCAAUUGUGGGCUUUUAAAAAUCGCUCAAACAAGAGAGCGAUGCCGGAUUAGAGGAACGCCAUAGCUUUCCCUCAAACCUUACAAAGCUCUUUACAGAUUUUCAAAAAAGUGCUCUGUCUUUUUCCGUACAUUGUCUUUACUAUUGUCCACCAAGACACAGCCCGUUCUUUAACUGUAUGACAUUCGCUGCGCUAUUGAAAACCCUGUUGAAACACAGUAAGCAGUUUUGAGUUGCAAAAAAUGAUCAUUUUUAUUGUUACAAACAUUAUAUUUUGGGCAUAAACCGUCUCAUCAUUACUUUGUUGUUGUUAUUUCGUUUCUUUAGCCCUAACCUUACAUGGCGGGAUGUCCAGCACCUUGUGGUAGAAACCGCUCAAGUAACAAGUCCCGUGGAUGAAGGAUGGAUGAAGAACGGAGCCGGUUAUCAUUUUAAUCACAAGUUUGGUUUUGGGAGACUUGAUGCCUCAGCAAUGGUAAAAAGAGCAAAGACUUGGAAAAAUGUGGCUCCACAAAGGACCUGCCACGGACCCUCCAGUCAAACGCAACAGUAAGUCAUAUACAAUAAUCCGCAAUGCAGCCUUCAGUUUUUCGUUAAUAGUACUUUAACCGUUUCGUUCGUUUGCUACCCAGGGGGAACCCAACGAAGCUUUAUACGGGGAGGUUCCACCCCGAGGUCCAACCCCUUACCGUUUUAUGAACCAUUUUGACUGAAAAGGUACCCUUUUCGUAUAGCACCCACUGACAACAAAUGUUGCCACUUUCACAGACCUACAAGUGGUUCAAAACAUUGCAUCCCUUUAAAUUCUGUAAAUUCACCGUCCUUUUAAUAAGAAUAAAUCACUAAAUCGGGAAGUCUUCAUGUCUCUUUUACAUCCAUAAAAUGCAUUAGGUGUUAGCCCUCUUGGUCCAUUCAGAGACUGGAAUGACAGAUUUCCCGACUCUUUCAUAUACUCCUUUUACGAAAUCAUUAUUCUUUCAUUUAACAGAAGCCUGAAAAAGGUAUCCCUUUCGCCCGGAGCCUCCCCCUGUAGGUCGUUAUAGGGAGUAGCUCCCUUGGGCUUUUGCUCUAGCUUAUAAAGUUGAGAAAUGAUUAUUCUCUGUCGUGAUAGCCCGGCAAUCUCUUUAGGUUACCAGUUUACUGCACUGUUUUUCCGAGCGCAGUUAAUAUCUGGUAAUUAUCUGCGCUUCUUAACUGAAGCAAAAAGAAGUAUCGGGUGUAAAUAAAAGAUAAACCUACAGCAUAAGUGGCAUGGCGAGAACUCUUGUUAUUCUAACAUUUUGAAUCUGUAAGAAUUGCUUAAUUUUUUAUUGUACUGCUAACUCGUGGAUAUUCUGCUGACUAAACGGCGUCUUUUUCAGGGAAAUCCCCGCUGGCGGAACCCUAUCAAUCACUAUUGAUACCAUUGCAUGCGAUGGAACUGACAAGGAAAUCACCAAGGUAGAGCACGUGACCUUAACAGUUAGCUUCCAACAUCGGCGUCGUGGUGACGUCAGUGUAGACUUGUUUUCUCCGAGUGGGACUAGAAACGAGAUGCUUUCUACCCGGCGUUAUGACGAUUCAAAGAAUGGGCUUCAUGAUUGGACAUUCAUGACCGUGCAUAACUGGGGAGAGAAUCCCAAGGGGGUGUGGGUGAUGAAUGUUACGGAUAACAUUGCUACGUUGAACAAAGGGGUGGAUGUGAAUGGAUACCUUCAGCAUGACACAAGUAAACAGGAAGCAGAUGUAGAGGACUUGGAAGAGGAGGUCAGUUUCUUGGUUCUUGAUAAUAGCUUUACUUGGGCUUACACUUAUAACAGUUCUGGCUUUCGAUGCCAUCUGUUUAAGAAUGUGAUUCGCCAUUUUAGAAAGAGAUGGAAACUGUACCGAGUUAUCGUUUGCAAAGACCUCUGGGAUUUGGGAGAGGAGUUCUUUCACGGGAGCAUAUGAAUAUUUAAUUGACCAGCAACAUCAGUGGCUUCAUAGCUCAGUUAGAGCAUCGCACCAGUGUCACGGGCUCAAACCCCGUUGAGGUCCUGAAUUUUUUCAGGCUUCUUACGCAAUUGCAUCAAUUGCGUUCACAACUGCGAAGAUAAUUCUUCAUUCGAUUUCACUUCCGCAGUUCUUAUAUGACAUUUAUUAUAUAAACUGCAGUGUUUUACAAGGAUUUCUACCACCAAGAAAUGUGGUAUCUGAACACACGUAAAAAUACGAUAUUUUUACAUGUGAAGAUAUCGAUAAUUUCACUGACAUCAGGUUUGCCUCUUAAAUUGUACUUAAAUUCGUUGGUGUAUCAUCGAGACAUCUUCGGGUCUUCCUCGAAAGUGCUCGGCAAUCUUCGGCAAUCUUCGGAAAUCUUCGGAAAUUUUCGGAAAUUCUCGGAAAAUGUUCGGGAACGUUCGUCUGGUCUUCGGGACAAUUUGAAAAAUCUUCGGAAAUCUUCGGAAGGUGGUCGGAAAUCUUCGGAAAAUCAUCAAAAACGCCGUCAUCAGUAUGUUUAUAUAAUAAACAGAAUAAUACAUGGACGCUUGGAGAUAUGGAAUUUAUCUUCGAGUGUUCACAUCGAUAUCGAACGAGUGAGCGCAGCGAACGAGUGAGAUAUCGAAUGUGAACACGAGAAGAUAAAUUCCAUAUCUCCAAGCGUCCAUGUAUUAUUCUCUAUUUAACACAUUCAUCUCUUUCAUGGGAACAUAUGUACAUAUAAUUGACCAGUUCCCAACAUCAUUUGCCUCAUAGCUCAGAUGGUAGAGCAUCACACUGGUAUCGCGAGGUCACGGGUUCAAACCCCGUUGAAGUCCUGAAUUUUUUUCAAGCUUUUUAUGCAUUUUCAUAAAUUGAGUUCACAACUGCGAGGAUCAUUCUUGAAAUGACUUCUGGGAUUGUUACUACUACAGAGGAAAAAUAGACCUUUCUAUUUUCAUUGAUAUGUUUGCUCCGAAAUGGGCACGCGGGCCCCAUAAAUUAACACGUUUUCCCUCCUGGGACCCUUGCAUCACCCCUGGGUAUUGAGCGUGGUAUUUAAGUGUUUUGCCAACAUCAGGAUCACUUAUCAGAUCGCUUUUCUAUGUGUUCAUGCCCCGAGAGGGCAUAUAUACUUGCGUUUUUUGUGUGCCAUUCGGGUUUUCGUCGUUGAGUAUGGCCUAGGCUCCUGACGCUAUCCUUCCUCAUGUUUUGGAAGCCGUUCGCCCGGCUGUGAUACCUCCUUCGAGUUACUUUUAUAGCGUGAGUCGCUUUCAGACUGGAUUUCAUGGCGGGUAUCAUUCUCCAUUUCAUUUCAUAGCGAGUGUCGCUUCGAGUUGUUUCAUAGCGUACGUCGCUUUCAGUUGUUAUAGCAUGUCUCGCCUUCACGUUGGUUUUCCUCGGCGUGUGUCGCCCUCCAGCUGGCCAUUUCUGGCGUGAGUCGCUUUCACUAGUUUCGUGCUGUCUUUCGUAUUUUGUUCUCCAUUUUGUGUUUAUUGCGUGUGUCGCUUAUAAGUUUGUUUUUCAUGGCGUGUGUGGCCUUCAGGUUGUUUUUACGGCGUGUGUCGCCUUCAGGUUGUUUUCACGGCGUUUGUCGCCUUCAAGUUAGCCAUUUCAGCGUGUGUCGCUUAUAAGUUGUUUUCAUGGCGUGUGUCGCCUUCAGGUUGUUUUCACGGCGUUUGUCGCCCUUAGGUUGCCGUUUCUGGCGUGUGUCGCUUUCGCUAGUUUCAUGGUGUCUUUCGUAUUUUGCUCUCCAUUUUGUGUUUAUAGCGUGUGUCGCUUAUAAGUUGUUUUCAUGGCGUGUGUCGCCUUGAGCUUGUUUUUACGGCGUGUGUCGCCUUCAGGUUGUUUUCACGGCCUGUGUCACCCUCCAGUUGGCCGUUUCUAGCGUGUGUCGCUUAUAAGUUGUUUUCACGGCGUGUGUUGCCUUCAACCUGUUUUCAUGGCGUGUGUCGCCUUCAGGUUGUUUUGACGGCGUUUGUCGCCUUUGGGUUGACGGCGUGUGUUACCUUCCGGUUAGCCGUUUCUGGCGUGUGUCGCUUUCACUCUAGUUUCAUGGUGUCUUUCAUAUUUUGCUCUCCAUUUAGUGUUCAUAGCACUUGUCGCUUACAACUUGCCCGGGCAUGUACCACCUUCAAGUUGUUGUCAUGGCGUGUGUCGUUAAGCAGCAUUUCUAACUUUAGACGUUUUCAGACUAGUUUUUAUAACGUGUGUCGCUCUUAGGUUUCAGCCGUUAUAGCGCGUAUCUCUUUCAGGCUGGUUUGUUUAUGGUAUUUUCUGCUCCUAGUUUAGUUUUCGUAGUUUGUGUCACUUUCAGCCUAGUAUUUGGCAUCUCCUGCUCUUAUUUAUUCAGUAUGUCGUUUCUCCCUUUUAGGAUCGUUUUUCAUGGUGUGUUACUUCUUUUGUCCUCAUGUACGGCGCGUUAUUUUGGUCUUGUAUUUCACAUUUUCUAUACUUUGCGGUCCGUGUUUUUUCUGUAUGCGUGCUCCUUCGCAUAUCCUGUAGUUUGUCGCGUUUUUAUUCGCGUUCUUUGUUGCUUACGUUUUCUUUUCCGCAACUAGUUCCAGUAUUCGGAAAUUUUCUUCUCUAUUUCUUUGUUUGUUCGUCAAUGUUGUAGAAGUUAAAACAUGAGUUUUUUCUAGUUUAUUUCCUCGGGCCCAUUUGUUUUCUCGUCUUUUAUUCACUUGGCAUUUUUAAGCGAUGUUAAAGUGUUAAGCUUCCAUUGCCAGUACCCACGGCACGUGCUUUUAUCAUCGGUUUUUCUGGUUCGAAUUUAGAAUUCAUAAUCAUGGCAUCUCUCUUCCGUUUUUUUUUUUUACAAAUAUCACACACUCGGGGGCUCUUAAACGGAAGACGGUCGCUUUCAUCCUGUUAUUUGGAAUUAGUCAUCCGCGGUUCUGUGGUUUGUUGUUAGUUUUAUGGGCUUAUAGUUAUUUAUGCAGGUUCAUCUCGACUACAUGUAUACCUCGUGUCACGCAAAUCGGCCCAUCGCUUUGUUUUGGUUGGUUUUUUCUUGUGUGUUGUUUUACUCGCUUCUAGAAAUGUGUCGUUAUUUCAUGACUUUCGGUCCUGUGCUCCUGCUAUCAGUCCGGUCGAUCUGGGGCGGGUAGUCUAAAUCAUGCCCGAUACUCUGUCUGUGACGGGGUUCCUGGAUCGGCCUGGUUGGUGGCUCCCCUUUUUCUCCUUUCUUUCUUUCUCCAGUUUCGGUUUAACGCUAUCACGUGGGGUAUAUGUGCGUUACCUUCGUGGUAAUCUAUUUCCAAUUAUUUCGCUUUUAGGCACUGUUUAACUUUGGUUAAAACGCACGAGAUUCCGUCAGAUCUUAUCAUUCCUAGUGUAACUGGAAGGGGAGCCCGCCAGUUGGGCCGGUCCGCUCCCGUCUCCCUCAUCGAUCUCGGCUAUUUCUUUGGCUUUGGGAAGUCGACGCUUGUUCCCAGGCAAACGUCGGUUUUUCUGUGGUACAUCAUAGAUUUUUCCUUACACUACGUUUUUAAUGUCCCUAGAUAAGAAUGUAAAACUUGCUUCUUUUCAAGAAAAUAUGCUUAGCCGCAAGACGGUAUUUCUAAGUCUCUGCAGAAGUCUGUGGGAAGAUAAACUUCUUUACACUCUUGUACCUGCCGCCAGGUUGUUUUCUCGUGCGGUGUGUUUGGCCAUAUCACACGACACUGGCGUCUCCAAGAGCUGUUCCCGUAGGAUGAGCUUCUGAGAUUGGGGGGAAUAUGAAGAUUUUUCUGAGGUUGUUGGCUUAGUGGCAGCAUUCGGCGCUCGGGUAGAAAUUAUUUUCGCCCAUAUCUUAGUAUUCCCCGCGUGUGCCAUAGAGGUGCAGCAUAUCAAUGAAAAUUCUCCUACUAUUUUCAUUGAUAUGUUUGCUCCGAAAUGGGCACGUUCCUGGGACCCUUGCAUCACCCCUGGGUAUUGAGCGUGGUAUUUAAGUGUUUUGCCAACAUCAGGAUCACUUAUCAGAUCGCUUUUCUAUGUGUUCAUGCCCCGAGAGGGCAUAUAUACUUGCGUUUUUUGCCCCCCCCUCCUCCCCUCAGCGACGAAAACCCGGUUAUGCUGCACUUCUUCGCAUACGCGGAAAUUAUUUUCGCCCAUAUCUUAGUAUUCCCCGCGUGUGCCAUAGAGGUGCAGCAUAUCAAUGAAAAUUCUCCUACUACCGAUACGGGGGCCAUAUCGAAUUAAUUCGAAUUAAGGAGUAUUAUAGGAUGCCCAGGGGGCAUGAGCACAUUUCGUUUGUAUUUUCGAGUGCUUGUCGGGCCAUUUUUUGUUAAAGUUUUCUUAGAAUAAGAUUGUAAUGGGAAAAAAAGAUCGUUGUGCCGUGUUUUUAUGUAAUAAUGAUCGCCUUUUGCCGAGAAAUAUACAGUGGAAGGCCAUAUUUUUAAAACUAACUAGAUAAAGGCGAUAAUUAUUACAUCCAAACACGGCACAAGGAUCUUUUUUCCCAUUACAAUCUUAUUCUAAGAAAACGUUAAGAAAAAUGUCCCGAAAAGCGAUCGUUAAUACAAACGAAAUUUGCUCAUGUCCCCUGGGCAUCCUAUAAUACUCCUUAAAUCGAAUUAAUUCAAUAUGGCCGCCGUAUCGGUAAAAAGGUCUAUGGACCAAUAGCUGACGGACGCGUCCCCAGUAACGAUCCCAGAAACAAUUGCGCGACGCAUCUCGGCUCCAGUUCCCCUCUUGUUUCGGAUCAAUUUAGGUUUCCGGGAAACUGCCCACCUACCCCUCCCCUGAGUCAACAUUAGGGAGCUUAAGCAACGGUGUUUUUGAGCGACGGCGGUCAACCGGAAGUGGACUUGGUUGAAAGUCUCUGGUAAAUAGUCUCUAUAAGAGAAAAGAAACUUAGCAAUACAAAUUUGUUAGCGCCAAUGCAGAUAAAAAGAGAGAAGGCCUCACUUCCGGUUGACGUGUGUCGCUCAAAAACGUCUUUGCUUAAGCUCCCUAUUAACGCUUACUUCUCACUUAGGGCAAAAUGUUGGAUUAGGGGAGGGGUAGGUGGGUAGUUUCCCAGAAACCUAAAUUGUUCCCUUGUUUGAUCCCUUGGCGAGUGAAAGCAGCAACAACGACAGAGACGACAAAAACAGCAGGAGAUGUGCAGUAAACACAUAUACGUGUUUUGCCCUCAAAUAAAUAACAAAAAUUAAUGCUUCUUAGAGGUUAGUUUUAGAAUGGUGAAGCAGUGGCAGUAGUAAGAAACCAUCAAUGUUUUUGAAUAGACAAUUCAUAUUUGGAAUUAAAAUGCUUUAUCUUAUGUUGAAAAUUGAAUAAUUUUUCUCUGAUUAGCUUGCGUUCCACAAAAUUCCUUUAGUCACCAUAUGCUCAAAGUAUUUCACAGAAAACUCUUAUGGACUAUUUAACUGUCGACCAAUCAAACGCGAGAAAUCACUUAGUUAUUGUAAAGCACGUUUUUGAAUCAAUGUAAUUUGACUGCAAUUUUCUUGUUUUUUUCGUUUAUCGGAGUUAAGGUAAUUGAUGACGAGAAGAAAACCCAAGAAUUAGAAGCCAAAAAAACUGGCAUGGAUGGCGCAAAAGCCCCAUUAGUAGAUGCUCCGUACCCGGAGGGGGUGAAAAAGCAUAAGAUUCGCGUUCCUGAAGCUCCGAAAGAGAAAGCGGGAAGUGAAGAGGACGAAUUGGAAACAGGAAAUGGUAAGACAAACGUCUUUUACUUUAUGACAAUUUUAAACCAGUUUUACGAUCGGUGUAGAAGCAGCUUGCUAUCGCAAGGCUCCAGUUGUUCAAAAUAGUUGAUAGCGCUAUACAAUCCAGUGUAUAACGCAACAGUUUUUCCUAAUACUUAUCAGCUGGAUAGUGAUUAAUCCGGUGGAUAGUGUUAUCUAGCUUUUGAACAACCGGGGCCAGAAAAAAUAAAAGUUCAUUCAACAACUCAGGAGUAGUAGAAGGGAGUUCUUCACCCUUAGCAGAUUCAAAAGAACAGAUUCAAAAUCUGGUGUUUCGAUCGCUAGCCCUUUUUGUCGUUUCAUUCUCUAGCUCAUUUCCUUUCGGGAACAGGACUUGUGCGAUGAUUUUUUCAUUUAAACUCAUAAUUAGACAGCGCCUGGUUAUUCCGAGGGUAAAAAUACCAAAGGCUGUAUCCCUUACACAAAAAGAGUAAUGACUGUUCCAUCCGUAUGUUUGGGUAUCUUAAUGAUUGUCUUUCUUUGUGAUCGAUUGAGUAACCUGUCAACUAAUUACGCUUUAGAAUGUGUAGUGAAUUCAAGACUUCUAUGGGGAGAAUUAUGCUAUUUUAGUAGUUGCCAAUUGUUGAAAUUUUUUUAGUGUUCUCUGGGUUUAGCUGACCCCUCGUGAAAAUACUCUUCAAUCACAGUUCCUAGUAACACAGAGGCAGAGGAAUGGGGAGACUAUGAUCCAGGAACAUUCGACACCUUUCUUCCUGAACAAUAUCAAAAUGGGAUAGGAAUGAGUCAGAAUCCUGGUGCGUUUUUAACAUCGUAUGAAACGCCGGACAUAACAGAGCAAGGCAAUAACUACCAAAUAGCAACGGCAGCUAAAAAGACUUUUAUUGACGAGGAUACGGGCGACGAUGAAAGUAACAAGGUUUACGGAUACGAUCGUUACAUUUACACCACUGAACCCGAUGACCCCACGAAGUUGUCCGAGAGCAAAAGAACAGAUACCGACUUUCAGGGACAGAGAGUUCAGGUUACAACCGAAGAGACUGGUUCUCAGCGGGUGCAAGUAAAUAAUGGCUUCCAGGAGGAGUUUGUUCCCGGGUUGAAUCCCGAGUCCGGGAGGAUUAGUUCUGGGGUUUUGUUAGAAUGGAAGCUGACAUUUUACGGGACGGGUCCCGUGGACAGCAUGUCAGGAUAUGGGGACGACGACGAUGAUGGCACGUCUGAUAUUGAUCUAGAUUUAUAG